Messenger RNA from Uranotaenia lowii, 605 nucleotides. RefSeq names its product NPC intracellular cholesterol transporter 2-like. The coding region runs from base 36 to 569 and encodes 177 amino acids. Lineage: Eukaryota; Metazoa; Arthropoda; Insecta; Diptera; Culicidae. The transcript has 2 exons. The record is from RefSeq and is a predicted model, not a curated record.
GCUCGUAUAAAAACCCGGGAGACUGCGUCAAUUCCAUGAUUCGUACGAAGUUGACCGACCAAAGUCCCAAAAUGUUCAAGUUCCUGCUGGUAGCUGUCUUCAUCCCGGCCUUGGCCACCGCCGUCCAGGUUCGCAGCUGUGGAGCUGGCUACGCUACCCCGGAAGAGGUGACCAUUGAAGGAUGCGCUGCGGGAACCAAUGAAUGCCAGGUUCAGGUCGGAACCACUCUGAGGGCUACUGCUACCCUCGCCGCUGCUCCCCGCUCCUCGCCUACGGCCUUCGCACACAUCAUUGCUCGUCUAGCUGGUAUCCAAGUUCCAUUCCCGAUGCCCGAUGCCUUGAGGGAUGCUUGCGUGGUUGUCGACGGAAGUGGCCUGGAAACCGGAUGCCCAGUCGUUGCAGGAGAACGCAUGGUUUACAACUUGAACGCUUUCAUGGAUCCCAAUGAUUUCAGCAUCUUCGGAGUCACCAUUGAGGCCGAAGUCAGAAUUGACGUGACCGAUACCGUGGCGACCAAUGUUGGUGAUAGCAUUGCCUGUGCCCGCUUCAACCUGCGAGUCGUCCAGUAAAACAAAAGCUAAUAAAUAUCGUUUUCGGAAACUCUA